UCAAUUUUACCCGUCCUAUGAAGCGCCCUAACACACCCAAAGUCCCUACAGUCAAUUGUCCAAGCUUUUACCAUCGUUGAGUUCUGUGAGCUUAAGAGCAAGAAAAAACUUUUGGGAAAUUUCCCAAUGUCUUCAAACAACCCUUCUCAGCUUCUUCCAUCUGAGUUGAUUGAUCGUUGCAUUGGGUCAAAGAUAUGGGUGAUAAUGAAGGGGGAUAAGGAGCUAGUUGGUACCCUUAGAGGCUUUGAUGUUUAUGUUAAUAUGGUUCUUGAAGAUGUCACUGAAUAUGAGAUCACUCCAGAAGGGAAGCGAGUAACAAAACUUGAUCAGAUUCUGCUUAAUGGAAACAAUAUUGCUAUCCUGGUUCCUGGUGGGUCACCUGAAUCUGAAUGAUAUAUUACGAUAUGCGACUUGUGCUGUUUAUUGAGAUUAGUUGAUGAUGCGCUCGAGACAUUUAAAACUCAAGCGGCAUUUUCAAUAUGUAUUUUCAGUAAUUCUUACUGUACAAGUUUACCAUGAAUCCAUAACUGGCAAGGAUUUUGUAACAGUGACUUGUGAGUGUGUUCGGCUAGUCUUUCUAGGAUAAUGAUAGUUGCAUUAUAUCAAAAAACUUCAUGAUCCUAUGGCGAACAAUACUUUGAAACUGAUUUUGUUCAGGUGUUAUUACCUUUACACUAUGGAGUUUUUGCAGAAUUCUCUAAAUCAAGUGCUUGUGAAUCUA
Molecule: messenger RNA, 721 nt
Organism: Nicotiana tabacum (common tobacco)
Lineage: Eukaryota; Viridiplantae; Streptophyta; Magnoliopsida; Solanales; Solanaceae
Product: sm-like protein LSM5
Biological process (GO): mRNA splicing, via spliceosome
Cellular component (GO): Lsm1-7-Pat1 complex; U6 snRNP; U4/U6 x U5 tri-snRNP complex
Molecular function (GO): RNA binding
Source: RefSeq, a predicted model, not a curated record